This is a messenger RNA of Pangasianodon hypophthalmus (striped catfish), 2583 nucleotides long. It is a transcript of the gene abhd6a, whose product is annotated as abhydrolase domain containing 6, acylglycerol lipase a. Bases 158 to 1177 code for a protein of 339 amino acids. The record is from RefSeq and is a predicted model, not a curated record. NCBI's taxonomy places the organism in Eukaryota, Metazoa, Chordata, Actinopteri, Siluriformes, Pangasiidae. The transcript has 9 exons.
UCUGAAUAUCUAAGCUCUUGUAAGACAGAAGCUGAAGUGUGUGUGCGCGCGCGAGGGCGCGUGAGAGAGAGAGAGAGAGAGAGAAGGCGGAGGAAUGGUCAGCUUCUGAAGAGAAACCCUGUCACACCUGAGAGACAGCUGAAGGUGAACUGCGGUGAUGGAUCUAAACGUGUUGAACAUGUUCGUCAUCGCUGGAGGCACUCUUGCAAUCCCCAUUUUAGCUUUCAUGGCCUCUUUUCUGCUUUGGCCUGCAGCACUUAUCAAGAUUUAUUACUGGUAUUGGAGGAGGAGACUGGGGCUACAGGUGGAUUAUGCAGAGCAUGAUGGAUAUCGCUUCUGUUAUACACACCGUGGGAAGCCCGGGAGUCGGCCAUCUAUACUCAUGCUUCAUGGCUUUUCUGCUCAUAAAGACAUGUGGCUGGGUGUGGUGAAGUUCUUUCCAACCAAUGUGCAUCUGGUGUGUGUUGACAUGCCUGGCCAUGAGGGCACUACACGCACUAGUGCGGUGGACUACUCCAUUGAGGGCCAGGUCAAAAGGAUACAUCAGUUUGUAGAAAGUAUUCAACUGAAUAAGAAGCCUUUUCACCUGGUGGGUACAUCCAUGGGUGGUUGUGUAGCUGGGGUUUAUGCUGCUCGCUAUCCCUCAGAUCUCUCCAGUCUCACACUGAUCUGUCCUGCUGGUCUGAAAUACCACAAGGAGAGUGAAUUCGUGAGGCGUCUGAGAGACUUGGAGAACAGCAAGGAUGUCCAAAGCAUCCCUCUCAUCCCGUCGACUCCAGAGGAGAUGGAAGACAUGCUGAAACUGUGCUCUUUUGUGCGCUUUAAGAUUCCUCGUCAGAUCCUUCAGGGAUUGGUCAAAGUCCGUAUUCCGCACAACAACUUCUACCGUGAGGUGUUCAUGGAGUUAGUAAGAGAAAAAUCGAGACACUGCCUGCAUGAGAACAUGCAUCUCAUUUCAACACCGCUUCAAGUCAUUUGGGGGAAGCAGGAUCAGGUGCUGGAUGUAUCCGGUGCAUCUGUGUUGGCUGAUACUUUGCCCGGAUGCCAGGUCGAUCUGUUAGACAACUGUGGCCAUUCUGUGGUGAUGGAGCGUCCGCGGAAAGCUGCUCAUCUCAUCAUGGACUUCAUCACGCGUCAGCAGAAUUCAGGCAGCGGUAGCAGCAAAAAGUUCUCUUGAAGCUAUACAGUUCACAACAAGAUUAUAUAAUUUGUAAGAAAUUUGUAAAUAAUCUUAAAUGUAUUUUUCUAGUGAACCCUCAGGGACAGAUCACCAGGGUUAAAUUCUCUCCUGUAGUAUUUAAGAUUUAGCAGAAUUAGAAUCAGAAACACUGUCGAUUUUACUGUGAACUGGAAAAAUAACAGGCAAUAAUGUUUUAAUGACAGUUUCAGGUUUUACCAAUUCAGAAAAUGCCCACAAAAAAAAUCUAUUAUCACUUUUCAGAAGAAAGGUCCUUCAUUCUUUUAGGUAAUAGUGAAACACUGCAUGUGUCCCCUGUGCUGCAAAGCAGUUUUUAAAGCCUUCAUUGUAUGAAACAGCAUAAUGUUUUAAUCUGUUUGGUAUUACUUCUGUGUUAAAAUCCACAUUUUUUAAGCUAACACAAGUGCUGAAAUGUAAUGGUAUAUUAUUAAUUUCCAUGUGAGAUGCACUGCACUCCUACACAACAUUGUUCUGAAUAUUUAGUAAAAGCACUGAAGCCAUAACCCUAAACCUAGACACAUUUAUAAUACAAAAAACUCUUUUUUUUUUUUUUUUAACCAGUCAUUUAUAUUGAUUAGCCAGUUUACUAAGUACCUAGAUUCAGUAACUAUUUAAACACCUACCAUUUAAUAUGUACCAUACAUGUAAUGUAAAUUAUAAAUUUAAUGUGCAGCUACUAGGUAUGUGUACCUAGUAAACACCCUGAAUAUCUUCCUAGAGCAGCACUGUUCUUAUACCACAGCAAUUUGGCAAUUAUUACAUUACAUUUUUAUUUAUUAAAGAAUGACACAUAUAAUACAUGCUGGAUGCAAGCUGGGCCAGAUAACCUGAGGUCAAGAUCAAACUGGGCAGUUUCGCUUCUUAAAUCCACAGCACCUACAGCACGAGUCAAAGCAGUAACAUCAUAUCAACACAGAGAGGGAUUUAUAGUUGCACCCACAACAGGCUUAUAGUGAGCCUGUAUAUGGUUCUACACACAGAAUGCUUCGUUAUGGAGGAUAAGCAUCCCUAAAACAGAGCUCUGUCUUAGUGACCAGGUAAGCGCGUGUCUCAGUCUGAUGAUUACUGUUCAAGGCUGGGUUCAGAUGGGCCUUCAACAACUUAAAAAUAAUAAUAAUAAUUGUUUUUUUUUUUUUUAUGAGCACACAUCUUUGUCGGUAAUGGACGUGAAGUGGAGGAUAAUUCCCUCCGUGGGGUUGAGGUCUGACCUGGUAUUAUGACGAAUGCAGGAUUGAACAAUCACGUGAAUGCCUUUUAUUUUGGACUGUGAACUUUAACUUUCCACUAAUCACUACCACUAAUCAGUGUAAAGGUGAAUAAAGAUUUAAGAUUUAUAUUAGACCUUAACCUUUAGCUAUUUUGUCUGAAUAAAUGUUUUAAUUGAA